AUGACGUAUAAUUUAUGCGCGACUCAUAGUAGCGCAUAUGAAACGUUCUGCCAACUUAGAUAAGUUUUAUUAAGGGCAGAUAGUUUUAAACAGUUUAAAAUAUUUAUUUACCAGGGUUGAUGUUUCCUUAAAAAUAUAUAUUUUUUCUCCUGAGAGGGACGGCUGUCGUUUCAAAUGUAAGGCAGGACAAUGCAUGGUAGAAAAGUCUACAUGCCCACCAUUUAAAGGUUCCACCUUUGCUAUAAUGGCGUCGAAUAAGUUACUUGCAGAGAGAGAUAAAAUCCAGGAGGAGAUCUUGGCUCUCGAGAACUCUCUGCUCGCAGAUAAUAAUAACAUCACAGACGUACUCCAAUCGGACAGCGGUAGUGAUGAUGAAUCUGAUGGCAGUGGACCUGCAGUUGUCGGAGUGGAACUUGAUGACCUUGUGGCUGCACGCCAUCGGAUUCAGAGGGAGAUAGAGGAAAUAGAGAAUACACUUGGUGUGAACGCAGAACUUGUUGACAUCUUGACAGAGAGUGAACAGGACAGUGAUUCUAGUAAUGAGGACAGCGAUAAUGUUGAGUUGGAUCUUCCUCAAAAUGUUGAGACUUGCCUACAAAUGAAUUUGGUCUAUCAGGAGGUGCUUAAAGAAAAACUAGAUGAGCUUGAGAAGCUCCUGAGGGAAAAUCGGGAGCAACAGAAAGAGAUUGAGGAUCAGUUCUCUGGUCCAUCUACAUCUUGCUCCUCCUCACAAGGACUCUCUUCUCAGAAGCUUUUUCUUGGAUACUUCAUGAAGCCUUAUUUCAAAGACAAACUCACUAGUCUGGGUCCUCCAGCAAAUGAAGAAACCAAAGAGAGGAUGAGUCAUGGCACCAGGUCCAUUGAUGAGCUAAAAAUAAAAAGAUGGGAGGUGUGGCAGAAAGCUUUACUGACCAAUGCAGUAGCUGCAGAUACUCUAAAACGGAUGCUGCAGCCCAAACUUUCCAAGUUAGAUUAUCUGAAUAGCAAGAUGUCUAAAGCUGAAGAUGAGGAAAAGGAGGUGCUGAAAAAACAAAUGCAUUUGAUUGAUAAAGAUAUUGCAGAUAUUAGUGCAAUGAGAGAAGAACAGCUGUCAGGUGGUCGCAACGACGACCACGAUUGGGAGAAAAUAUCGAACAUUGAUUUUGAAGGUUUGCGGCAUGCUGACGAUUUAAAAAGAUUCUGGCAAAACUAUUUGCACCCCUGCAUUAACAAGACAGUAUGGAAGCAGGAGGAAAUUGAUGAACUGAGAAAAAUUGUACAAGAGUACAACUGUUGUCAUUGGAACAGAAUAGCUGAAGCUCUUGGGACCAACAGAACAGCUUUCAUGUGCUUCCAGACUUAUCAGCGCUACAUUUCAAAGACCUUCAGAAGGAAAGAGUGGACUAAGGAAGAAGACCAGAUCCUUAGAGAUCUUGUUGGAAAAAUGAGAAUUGGCAACUUUAUCCCUUACAUGCAGAUGUCAUUUUUCAUGGUGGGUCGUGAUUCAUCACAGCUGACAUAUCGCUGGACAUCUGUUCUCGAUCCCUCUAUAAAGAAAGGCCCUUGGUCCAAGGAGGAAGACCAGUUGUUACGAAAUGCGGUUGCGAAGUAUGGCAUGAAAGAGUGGGGAAAAAUCAGAGUGGAAGUGCCGGGCAGGACAGAUGGCGCUUGUCGUGACAGAUAUCUAGAUUGUCUUCGAGAGAAUGUGAAAAAGGGUCCUUGGAGCCCAGAGGAGGUGGAACUUCUAAAACAAAAAGUUGAGAAAUAUGGUGUUGGCAAGUGGACUAAAAUUGCUUCAGAGAUUCCAAACCGUGUUGACUGCCAGUGCCUUAACAAGUGGAAGCAAUUGAACCUAGCUGCUCUAGGUAAAAAGAGAGUAAGACAACCAAAAACAGUUCAACAAAAAGCAAAGAGACGAAAGGUAAUCCAUCAUAAAAUUAAACCGAAGAUUGAAGUCACUUCCAGCUCAGAGGAUGAAACGCAAAGAAAAAUUGAAUACAUGGAUAGUGAUGCUGAACCGGAGGUGCCUUCAGAUGAAGAUAUGCCACAGGAAACACUUUACAAGGGCUACAUACAGCCAGACAUGAAGGAAUGGAUUCUUGCAAAUGCAACAUCCCUGGUUUGUCAGGCAGGAACUGUCAGAACUAUGUGGGUCAAUUUUUCCAUCAAUGAAGAUGAUCCAAGGGGAUCUAACAGUGGUCACAAUUUAUCUGAGAACAGUAUCUGUCCUCCAACGACGUCGAGUCCAGUCCGAAGCACCAUCCUAGACUGUUUUGGAAACCUAAAGAGGAUUCAUGUGGGUCUAGAUACUACAGUCUUGCUGAACCAGGCUGGCAAUGAAAAUGCCAUGAUAAAGGUGCCUGUGAGUGAUGUUAAACACUUAAUUCAGUGGAAAGGAGCCUCUGUAAUGAAAAAGGACAAAAGGAAAUCUCCAGAAGAGAAAAGAAAAAGAAGGCAGGUACGGGAUGGGUCGAGGCAUAACUAUGAACUCCUUAGUGCAAUCACCCCGUGGAUUGGUAACGUGAUACUACCUGUGCCAGCAAAUAAUAAGAUCACAUAUGAAGCUGAUACCAUUGGAAUUAAAGGGUCAACAAUCUCUCUCCCGAAGACACUAGUGUUUUCAUUCUUUAUCAAAGCUCUACACAUUGAUGCUGAAGGUUGCAAGAAUGUCAUUAAAGCUCGUGAAAAGAGAAGACCCAGGAUGUCAAGUACUGAAUUGAAACCAAAAACAGUUCUUCCUAAAACAGUGUUAGCGGCACUUCAUGAGAAGAGAAGUUUGAAAAGUGGGAUUGAGGAACCUGCAGAACUUCUUCAACAUCCAUUACCAUCGCAGCCUGUUCACCCUCAGGGGAUGAUUACACCUGCUUUGAUUCAUCCCAACACUCUUGUUUUUAUGCAGCCAAACAUACAAGGGCCAGUGCAGCCUUUUCUGCUUAAUGGACAGAAAAUAUCUCUACCACCACAAGCUAUUCCUCUUCCACUAAUUCAGUUGACAGCACCGGUGCAACCUGUCACAACCUUAACAUCAAGCUCCAACUCACUAAGCACAGAGAGCUCAAAAAGUUUCAGAGAGGCUCAGCGUACUCGUAAACCCACGAAGAAAGCACAAGCGCUAAUGGAAGAAACAGAAGCUAAAAUUUCCAAAAGAAAGACACUAAAACAAAACUGGGUUCAACAGAGUUCUUGGGUACCUACUAUUACACAGCCAAUAAAUUGGAUUCGUACCCCUAGUGGGUUGAUACAGGUGACUGGAGUGCUCUCUGCUAAUAUUCCAGGCUACCAGAUGUUGAAAGUGCCAGAUGACUCCCCUGUAAUAAUCAGCACUCUUCAAGGUCCCUCAACCAAUCCAAGUCAAAACCCAUUAUCUACACCCUUUGUCACUGCUUCCUCUGUCUCAACAGAUCACCUAAUGCCGUCUUUCUCUAUAAACAGUACACCUGUACACAGGGGGGUGGAUAUCCAGACACCACUUUCUAAUAUCUUAGUAGAUAACAAAAGUAUGUCACCCCAAGCAUCUAUCAUAGUGCAGCAGAAAGAAUCAGUUGUAAGCACUGAAGUGAUCGGACCCACUUUCUGUACAAAGACCUUCUCAGAUGCUGCUGUAGCUCUGCCUUUUUCAUCCUCGUCUAUGGAAACCGUUUUAUGGCAACAUCAGUCUUGCUCUUCAAAACAUUCCAGUGUGUCUCCUGCUACCAACAACAUUUGUGGUGUGCCAUCGACCUCUGUCUCAAGUGUACCAACUUCGGUUAGUGGGCCACCAGAUGAGGUUUUUAUGGAGGAAGCUCAGAAUAUCUGUGUCCCUGAAACAGCUAUUCAAUCAGCUGUCAUGCAAAAGAAGCCAUCUGCUGAUAGACCUCUACACUGUGAAGCUCAAUCUGACCUUCCCUCUGACAGUUUGAGCUUUGAUAGUAGGUUAUUAUUUUCUGACCAUCAAUCUAAAGUUGAUGUCUGGAUUAAUGGGAAAGGUGGAGUUUCACUGCCACAUCUAGAGAUCACGUUGCCUUACCUCCCACCAUCUGCCUUUACUAUCAAAAAGCUAACUUCUUUGCUCAAGGCUAAACCCUCUCUGGUUACAGCCUCGGCUAAAAUCCUAUCCAAUGAACUGCAAAAUGGCCGAGGCGAAAAAGAACAAGUAGCUGCCACCCGCAAACUGGUUGCCGAAAGGUUUGCCACAAAUCCAGCAUACCUGCGAUUAAAAGCUCGUUUCUUGUCAUGCUUUACCUUUCCUGCCCUUUUAGCCACCAUAAAUCCAUCUGAGGAUUGUGGGGUGCAUGGGUUACCUUUGAGUAAAAACAAAGAUGAAGAUGCGGGCAAAAAUGCAGGAAGAAAGGAUCAGCCGCCAGCUCCAAGGACUGAGCUUAACACCAGUGAAAAAGCAUCGGCAGUGCAUUUCUCAGAGUUCCACACCAAAAAAAGCCAAAGUACAGUUAGAUAAGAUUCCUCACUUAUUCAGAUUUAUCGUCAGAGUAUUGGUUACAGUUAAUAUACGAUUUAUUUCUAUUAACACAUUUUUUUAAAUAUUGAAAUGUUGCGCAGAGAAACUGUUAAGCAAUCUCAUAUUCAAUGUUUUGAUGAGAACAUUCAAAAUAUGUUCUAGCUAACCUGAAGCUCAUAACCACUGUUAAAUUAUUCGUAAAUCAUUGUGUAUAUGAGUUAUUGUUUCUGUUAUUAUAAUUAGUGAUCAUUUUUUUAAUAAAAUGUUUUCUAGA
Molecule: messenger RNA, 4688 nt
Organism: Triplophysa dalaica
Lineage: Eukaryota; Metazoa; Chordata; Actinopteri; Cypriniformes; Nemacheilidae
Gene: snapc4
Product: small nuclear RNA activating complex, polypeptide 4
Exons: 25
Coding region: 194-4414 (1406 amino acids)
Source: RefSeq, a predicted model, not a curated record